Molecule: messenger RNA, 176 nt
Organism: Pelobates cultripes (western spadefoot toad)
Lineage: Eukaryota; Metazoa; Chordata; Amphibia; Anura; Pelobatidae
Source: the annotation of a GenBank genome assembly
GUUGAGGCUGCACAUUCGUACCACGAAGGAGGGGAAUGGUCUGGCACAGAACUGGAUUCGGCUGGAGGUGGCAAAUGUUCGGGCCAUGAACAAGUGAGUGUGGAGACAGGCAUACAUUCAGGCUGCGAACAGGAGCGUAUGGGAGCGAACCAACGUUUGGGCCACGAACAGGAGAA